CUUUCGUCGUAAAACGCGUUUCCCAAUCGAGCGAAACAAGCGAAAAAUGAGAAAAUGUUUGACCGUCCGAGAUGUCGCGACUGGAGUCCACUAUCGACGCAGCAGCUACGGUUGCGCAGCUUAAUACAAAUUUCCGGACACAACAUCACCGUACCUGCACCGGCAGAAGGAAGAUUUAAAUGUACCGUUUACUUUACGCUUCACCAGACGCCUCAUUCCGCCCCAUUUUACACGAGUGAAAAGCUUGACCUGCACCGGAACGUACUGUGGGCGGAAAUCGACUGUCCGGCGACGAUCAAAUCCUCCCUCCGGAGUGUGUGUGUACGCGUUUGGGAAACAUUGGGCGGUGAGGGUGCAACGCAAGUGCCUCACGGGAACGAAAACGACGAUGAGAAUCUGUCGACAAAAAACACCUCCGAUCGUAUGCUGUUUGCAUGGGGCGUUUAUUUUUCCGGACUGGUACCUCUGGCACGACGGAACGACAAGCGUCUCCGGCCGAAUACGCUCGUGUUUCAGCUGCACGGUGGAUACUUUACGUCGGCCGCUUGCAUACUUGAGCCGGACGAACGGCGACCGAUGGUGGGUACGGGCGUCGUGACGGAAGGAACGAUACCAAAAACAGCGACCACACACUCAUCCUCGGCAACGAUUCCGAUACUUGGUGGUGGUAGUCGACGUAGUGGCCGCGAGAACAACGUCUUACACUGUGAUACUAGCAAUAAUUCUUCCCCUUUGGCGGCUGGGCCUCAGCUUUCUUACCAGACGCCAUCUUCCGCUUCGCCGAAUCAGUGGACCUUCUCGAAUGGAGGGAUGCUGGGCGGUGUGGAAGGUCGUCUCGAUAAGCUAUCCGUAUCACCGGUGGUCAGCAAUGGUGGAAGCAGUACGGGAACCGGAUUUCCCCACGCAAGAUCCACAAGCCCAUCCACACCGAUCAGUUGGACGGAACCGUUCGAGAUGAGCUUAAAGUUGCGGUAUCUUGUGAUGGAAUUCACCACUCCAGAGGUACGCCCUAGCUACGAUGUAACGCGUCUACUAGCGAUACAGGAACGGCAAAGACGCAUCCGGUAUGAAGCCGAUAGCGCCAAAACGCUCACGGAACGUAUCUGCAUGAAGAGUGCCUACUGUUUGAAUAUGGAACUGUUUAGCAGUAAGCAUCUGGUGUACCGGACCGGGACGAAUCAAGGCCGAACCGGUGGAAUGGGUAAGCAGCUGAGUAAACUGCUCUACCAGGAACGGGAACCGAUCGAUCCGACCGUGUUGCUGCGCGGCCAGGAACUGAGACGACAGAUCGAGCGGGCUCGGUUUCGCUGUCGGUUGUUGGCGCAGGAACGGGACCGAAUGUGUGGCGGUAUGCAGCAGCUACGCAAUCGGUUAAAUGUGGCCUGUGAUAGUAAUAUUGAGCGCGAAUCGGCACUGAUGGAACGAUAUCGGACGUACGGAAGGGAGAAAGAACAGUUGUACCAGCAGAAGAUGGCGUACGCGAGCCAGAAGGACAGUGUGCGGGAAGUAUGCGGGAAGAUGUUGCAUGUGCGCCAUCGGUUGUUACGUGAAUUGAAUGAGAUUUAUUAUAUCAAAUCGACGAAUCAAGGCAUCUACACGAUUAACGAUGUACCGUUGCCGAAUGCGGAAUCGUACUCCGACUCAACGCCGGCACUGGCCCUUAGCGUUGCCCUCGGUUUCGUUGCUCAUGCUGUGAUGAUGUGUUCCUCGUUCUUAGAUAUUCCAUUACGAAAUCCUAUAAAGUAUGAUGGUUCCCGAUCGAAAAUAGUGGACCACAUUAAGGUUCUACCGACGAUGGAUCGAGACUUCCCUUUACACUGUCGCUCGGGCCCAGCACCGAACGCACUCCUCUACGGUGUGUACCUGUUGAAUCAGAACAUUUCACAGCUGAAGCAUCAGCUUUCGCUGAGUCGUGGUGAUCCGCGUGCCACACUCAUUAACCUGCUGGACAUUCUCACUAUCCCGGGAAUCGGUUCCCUAUCAAACCGUACCCUUGAGGAAGCGUUCCAGCCACUACCCGUCUCUUUGUACGGUUCGUCUUCGGUCGAUUUAAAGAUGUCGCCCGGAUUUGUUCCGCUACCAGCGUCCGUCGGCAGUAGUAGCGGAAGUAGCAGCAGUGGCUCUUUUCUUCGGGAAAGUCCCUCAACCAGCAAUAGAAUUUCCCGUUCGGUUGAUAACUACACGGACCGGUUUCAGGAUCGACGGCAGCAUAUGCAAAACCAGUACCGGCAGCAUCCGUUGCAGCAGCAGGGUAAGCUUUCGAACAGUAGUAGCGGAAUCGAUACGGUGGUCGUCGAUCAUCACCAACAUCACCAUCAGCAUCGUCAUCAUCAUUCACAGAGACGCGGUUGUGGCGAUAGUACGUUUGCUUCCGAUCCGAUCCUAGCUCAAGGUGUCCCAUUACAGCGAUCGUACGAUUGUGAUGGCGGUAAAUAG
Anopheles maculipalpis is the source of this 2436-nucleotide messenger RNA. It is a transcript of the gene Uvrag, whose product is annotated as UV radiation resistance-associated gene protein. Gene Ontology annotation, cellular component: endosome; lytic vacuole. The coding region runs from base 55 to 2436 and encodes 793 amino acids. Gene Ontology annotation, molecular function: SNARE binding. The record is from RefSeq and is a predicted model, not a curated record. The transcript is spliced from 6 exons. Gene Ontology annotation, biological process: SNARE complex assembly. Lineage: Eukaryota; Metazoa; Arthropoda; Insecta; Diptera; Culicidae.